Molecule: messenger RNA, 3449 nt
Organism: Pogona vitticeps (central bearded dragon)
Lineage: Eukaryota; Metazoa; Chordata; Lepidosauria; Squamata; Agamidae
Source: RefSeq, a predicted model, not a curated record
UCGCCCCCUCCCUCCGCUGCCCUCGCCGAGCAGGCCUGGGCGGCUUUCCGGAGCCUCGGGCUGGAGUGGGCGCGGGGCCGGCGGAAGGGGAAGGGGAGGCGGCCACGUUUCGGAGGCCUGAGGCGGCCCUUCCCCAGCUCCAGGACGGCCAGGUUUUCCUGCCGUGUGAUCCAUGACCCACCUGGGUAGCCCUCCUUUUCAUUGCUUUCUCUACACAACGACCCUAUCAGGAGUGCUGUUGUUCAUGUCCUGGGAUGGAGAAAUCACAUGUUUUAAAAAGAAAACAUAUACAGUGCAAUGUUACAUGGAAUUAUAUCCCUCUUUAGUUGAAACAGACAGAGUGAGAUGAAACAGACAAGGCUCCCCCGACGCUAGUGAAAAUGUCAGCUGGCCACCGAGAUCGCUGGAGGCCUUGGGACAGGGUGGCCGGGCAGACUGAGAAGGACGAGACCAGAGAGGAGUCUCCCCAGGGGGUCGGCCGGCGGCUCGGCGAGCCAGGGAAGUUUGCUUACACCGCGCUCUGUGCCAUCUCCCUGGCCUCGUUAUUUCCCGAGCAAGAGGAAACCCCGUACAGGACAGGCGUGGUGGAGGGCUUUGUGAGGUGGCUCGAGCUUUCGGACGCCGUCCUGCCGGCCAUGCUGGCCUUCGUCAGUGGCUUGGGAGGGGAAGGAACAGAGACCUUUGUCCAGAUCCUGCUGAAGGAACCCCUCCUAAAAGAAAAUCCAGCCAUCAUCACACAGGACCUUGUUUCUUUUUCUCUCAAAGAGGGUUACUACGAUGCUCGGACACGGGUGCUGAUCUCCCACGUGACCAGGCUUCUGGGAAUCCCGCUCGUGGAACUCGAGGCCUCAGAGGCAUGUCUCCUCGAAUGCCUGGAUGAAGAAAAAGAGGAAGAGUCAGAAAUGGCGGAGGCCUCGCGGAAGAAGAAAGAGAAGAGAAAGAAGCUGAAGCGCUACCUGCUGAUCGGCCUGGCCACCGUGGGUGGCGGGACGGUGAUCGGUCUGACCGGGGGCUUGGCCGCCCCGCUGGUAGCCGCAGGGGCCGCGACCGUCAUUGGGAGCGCCGGGGCGGCCGCCCUGGGCUCCACAGCCGGGAUUGCCGUCAUGGCCUCGCUCUUUGGUGCUGCAGGAGCCGGCUUGACCGGGUAUAAAAUGAAGAAGCGGGUGGGUGCCAUUGAUGAGUUUGAAUUCUUGCCUUUGACGGAUGGGAAGGACCUCCAUAUCACGAUUGCCAUCACUGGCUGGCUUUCAACUGGAAAAUACGGGAGUUUCACGGCCCCAUGGAGGACCUUGAUGCAGUCCAGAGAGCAGUACUGCUUAGCCUGGGAAUCCAAGUAUCUGAUGGAGCUGGGAAAUGCCCUCGACACACUGCUGAAUGGCUUAGUUAACAUGGUGGCCCAAGAAGCUUUGAAAUACACGGUCUUGGCGGGAAUUGUCACAGCCCUGACUUGGCCAGCUUCCCUGCUGGCCGUUGCCGGCGUGAUCGACAAUCCUUGGGGCGUGUGUCUCCACCGGUCAGCUGAAGUUGGCAAGCAGCUGGCCCAGAUACUCCUUGGCCGGCACCAGGGCAAGAGGCCAGUCACCUUGAUCGGUUUCAGCCUUGGUGCGCGGGUCAUCUAUUUCUGCCUCCAGGAAAUGGCCAAGGAAAAAGAUUGCAGAGGGAUCAUAGAAGACGUGGUCCUUUUGGGCGCACCGGUGGAAGGCGAUGCCAAACACUGGAAGCCGAUCUCCAAGGUGGUGUCCGGCCGGAUCAUCAAUGGCUACUGCAGAGGAGACUGGCUGCUGGGCUUUGUCUACCGGAUGUCCUCGGCUCAGCUCAACGUGGCUGGGCUUCAGCCGGUCGGCUUGGACGACCGCCGGAUGGUGGACGUGGAUCUUUCGUCUGUCGUGAGCGGCCACCUGGACUACAUGAAGCAGAUGGACACGAUCCUGAAGGCCGUGGGGAUCCGAACCCAGGCGUUCCCCCUGGAGGAGAGGGGCGGCCUGGUCGCUUUCAGCGCCGAUCCUGAGGAAAGCCAGGAGGUCUUGAAGGAGUUUCCCGAGGCGGGAAGAGAGGAAAGGGCAGAGGGUGGGGGCGAGAGGGAGGGCGACGCGGACCUUGGCAGGGGUGAGGAUGAUGACUGCUGGUCAUGGGAGCCCGUCGCCAGCCGCGGAAGGGACCCACCGGGUGCGGAGUCGGAGAAAACGAAAAGGCUCAGAGGCCGAGGAGGACCGAAAACCAGCUAGCCGAGAAGAGCCGUUCCUUGGGGACUCUUCGUGUUCUCUGGACCACCCCAGAAUAGGUGGACCCGGGGCCUCCUCGGCCAGCUCUCCCCCUCGGUUGCCUUGAUGAUGGUGUGAGCAAACGCAGCAGGGGGUGGCUGUGUUUGCACUGAGUCUUCCGAAAAACUUCCCACCCCCUUAAUAAUGCCGGGAAGUUGCAGUGCCACUGCUGGGAACUUGAAAAGGUCAAAGGCUCACCGCUUCCAGGAUGGGAUCAAAGCUCUGCCUUCUCCACCCCCUGUAAUCCUCCAGACGGGAGUAUAGCAUGGACUCCGCUCACCCCAAGUGUUUUCCUGUAAUGUGUGGUACACUGCAGCUGAAGGUGGAGGUUCCAUCGUCAGCCCUAAUCGCAUACCGCUUUCGACAGACCUGUCUUUGCCAUGAAUUCCCCCUUUAGACGGGCGUCACUUUUACAAUGUGGAAAUCCCUAGGUUUUGGGCUUAGGGCAGUGCACUAAGAUUGAAAGACUUUGGGAAGAGAGAGAGAGAGAGAGAGAUAGAAAACACCAAAGACUUUAACCAAAAGGGCCAAAGAACCCCACAAUUAGCUUUUAUUUACAAAUGUACAUGCUAAAAAGAAAUGGAAAAGGGGACCCAGAAACCCAGGAGUGGAUCAGGGCAGGACAAAGAUUCCAAACACCUCUUCCACACCUAGGAGUCGCUUCUUGCGUCCCUAUUACCUCUCUUUGUGAAGAGAGCCAGUAGCAAAAUUCAGGACCAAACUGGACCAUGGAAACUUGACUAUAGGGAUUUAAAGGGUAGAGCUGGAUAAAAUAAGGGUGGUAGAUUAUUGUGUGUGCACAAACACUCCAUUUUUUAAAAAAAAAAAUCUGCAAAAAUGUGCCAGACAUGAUUCUCCCCGUUUGUCACUGGAUCUCACCAAAACGAGUGCCCGUUCUCCCGACCUCCUUACAUUUAGCUUAGCCAUUAACCUCUAUUUCCAUAGAACUAAGAGGCCUCCUGGCAUGAAAUUCUUCUCUGCCCUCUUGGGGAAGAAAACCAGAGAGAGGAGGAAGGAAGGGGUGCAAUCUCCGAUUGAUUCUGACUUCCCUUUGCCAGGGGUAGGAAAAAUGGAGGCACAGGAUUCAACCCAGACAUGUUUCGUGACUCAUUUCAGCAGCUGUGAAAAUAUAGGGCAUUACGAGAACGUGCGAAGUCUGCCCAGUGGGAAAUAAAAUGACAAUUUUGA